Messenger RNA from Mesitornis unicolor (brown roatelo), 270 nucleotides. It is a transcript of the gene EIF4E3, whose product is annotated as eukaryotic translation initiation factor 4E family member 3. Gene Ontology annotation, cellular component: eukaryotic translation initiation factor 4F complex. The record is from RefSeq and is a predicted model, not a curated record. Gene Ontology annotation, molecular function: RNA 7-methylguanosine cap binding; translation initiation factor activity. The transcript has 3 exons. Gene Ontology annotation, biological process: translational initiation. The annotation marks the transcript as partial. Lineage: Eukaryota; Metazoa; Chordata; Aves; Mesitornithiformes; Mesitornithidae.
GCUGCAGUUUGGAAAGAGCUACUGCUGGCAACUAUUGGAGAGCAGUUUAUGGACUGUUGUGCAGCAGAUGAUGAAGUAAUCGGGGUUAGCGUCAGCGUUCGUGACCGUGAAGAUGUUGUGCAAGUCUGGAACGGGAAUGCCUCGUUAGCAAGCGAAGCAAAAGUUUUAGAAAAGAUACAUAAACUCCUGCCACAGACGUCUUUUAAAGCAGUGUUUUAUAAAUCACACAGAGAGCAUCACGCUUUUGAAGGCCGGCGGGGAAAACAUUAG